AUGCGUCAAAAUCGUGACCUUUUGGAGCUUAAGGCUUUCAUCCAACGCUGUCGGCGGGCAGAUCUUGAUAAACUUAUAAAGUUAACCAAUCUUCCUCGUGGAGGUUUAAAGCAGGAUAUUCAAUUGAGACUUAUUUCCUACCUUGACCAGGAUCCUUCUACAGAAUUCCUUUCUGCCCUUCAUGAACUGAGGAGACUAAUAUAUAAUCCUGUCAAUUUCCAGUUCCAACAGUCAAAUGGAAAUUUCGACCCCCACUGUCCUUCGAACGACCCUCCCUCCUCGCUAAUGUAUUUAAGGGACCCUACCAUUCGUUGUCCUACAGAAUCGUCAAAGAAUAGUGCAGGACCAAAUCCAUGUUUGACAGGUACAAAAACAAGCUGUGUAUUACAGAAAGAGCAGUUGCGUCAUAACCCUUACGUUUUACAGCCAAAUACAAGUGUCUUUGAACAGUCAUCUCCAGAUGAAUUGAAUUCGACAAAAAACAGGCAACAAAAAUCUCAACAAACAGUUUCAUCCAAUGAACUCCCGCAAAGUUCAUUGUUUUCAGGGAAUCCUGUGAUUAACCCAUCAGAUUGGUCAUCUUGGGAGUGUGUUAACAAAUUGUUACCUGAAAACCGAGUAACGACAUCUCAAUCUUACACAUCUGGGAAGUCCCAAGAUUUAAGCAAUUUUAAUCCUCAUUCUCACACAAAUGUUGCCCCUUCUCUCCCUAUUCUAUCGAAUUCAUCUAUGUCAGAUGGGCAUUCAAAAAUACAUAUGCACUCUGAAUGUCCUCAGAGUUCAAUCCACACACUCAGUACAGACUCAAGAAAAGCUGCUGUCACACAUAAAAUAGGUCCACUUAUAACAUUAGCUGGAGUUGAUGGAUCGUUUCGGCUUCCCGCUGUUUUGCCUGAAUUUCAUUUCAAAGAGUCUCCAUUUUUCAAACUGAUCGAUGUUCUUUUACCUCCGCAAAUUAUUCUCCCGGCCCACAUUGGUUUUGCUACUGGACGUCGAUCUUAUGACCGUUCCUUGGCCUUGAGAUUCACAUCUGAUCAAGUUGAAACCAUUACUUAUCACUGCUGGCGUGGAUCUGAUGAACGAAUGGAAUUUGGAGUGCAAGUUAUUAUGCGUUUCGCUCGUCUAGAUCCCCAAGCCUGCCAAGAUCUAGUACAGACAUAUGAGUUGUAUGGUAGUCGCAAGUCAUCUAGUUUAUCAUUGGAUAAACUCAUUCAAAUACCAUUAGCUGAAGAUAGUUUACCAGUUCAUUUGAUAAUCCAAGUAAAUGGCCGGCCUAUCCAACUCCCACCUCUUUUACCAAGCAAUCGUCCAGGAAUGGAUGGACGUCGUAAUCCUAGACCUAUUAAUAUCACUCAGUCUCUUCAUGUUUCCCCUACUGUUCCAAACUACAUUAAAUUAACUUGGACUCAUGAUUAUUCUAGCUAUACUUAUAAUGUUGUUGGAAUAUACUUGAUGCGUAGACGUUCGCCUCAACAGUUGUGUGGUCUUCUACAUUCGACUUCAUUUCAAAAUGCUAAUGUAAUGAGAAUGGAAAUCAUAAAAAAACUUAGUCCUAACGCUACCACUGGUAAUAUUGGUAGUGUGAACAACCAAAGUCAGUCUUCAGCCCGUAAUGAGAAUGACGAUGAUGAUGACGAUUUAGUUAUGCCAAAUACACUUCCUGUUCAGCUUCUUUGUCCUUUAUCUAAAUGUCGUAUUGAAGUACCUGUACGUGGACGUAAUUGUCGUCAUGUUCAGUGCUAUGAUGCAACAACUUAUCUUAUAAUUAACGAACGUAAACCAACUUGGAAUUGUCCUGUAUGCGAUGGUAAAGCUGUUUACGAAGAUUUGAUAGUUGAUGGUUUAUUUUUAGAAAUAUUGAAUUCUAAACGUUCUCAAGAUCUAGAAGAAAUUAUAUUUCAUUCGGAUGGUUCUUGGUCGGCUCUGGGCGAAGAAAUGGCUUCUAAUCAAUCAGAAAAUACUAAUGAUAAUACUACUACUACUAAUAAUAAUAGUAAAAAUCCAUCUGAGCCAUCUCCGUGUACUGAUUAUAAUCAAUUAUAUAGUUUACAAGAAAGCCCAUAUGCUUCAAGUCACAUUACUUCAAAUUCAAUUAGGUCAGCUACUGAUUCAGCUGGUUCUUCUUCGUUUGUACCAUCAUUUAAUACUUUGUCUCCUGCUAGUUCGAUAAGUUCGUCUAAUCCAAACAAUUCUUAUCCUAAUACAUUAUCAAUGUCUCCUGCACUUGCUGUACGAACUGCAGCAAUUGCACCAUUGAUAAGGAAUGAUGUAGAUAAUAUUUCUGUCCCAAAUACAACAAAAAGUACUUCUACUACUAGUAUUACCACUAAUACUAAUUAUCAGCCCUCGGUUACAGUUCAAUCUUCACGAGAUAAAGAACAAAAUCAGCAUAUAUCCCAAGAGCUUCCCUCCUUCACUAUUGACUUAACAUUAUCUGAUGAUGAAAAUGAACAACAGGGCAUAAGUGCUCGAGAAACUGCAAGUAGCAUUCAAGUUCCUACAAAGGACAAUAAUUCUUCUUCGCGUCCUAUUAAUACAGUAACAUCAUAUUCUUCUUCUUCAUCAUCGUCAUCAUCAUCAUCAUCUUUGUCACCGCAAUUCCCUCCUAGUGAUUUAUCUCAGUCUUCGCAUUAUUCUGAAAACAAUUAUCAACUUCCAUUUUCAUUACACACGAGUAAUAGACCGUCUUCAAUAGCAUUAUCAAGUAAUUCUAACUCUAAAAGUUCUAAUCAGUCGAGUUCUAUACCUCCUGUUUAUUCAUCAGAACCAAAUUCUACACAAUCAGUUAGUGUUAGUCAAAAUCUUGGAGUUCCUAAUGUUUCUGUAACGAAUGUCCUUUCAAAUCAAAGGCGUUAUCCUCCUGUUAGCAGUGAACAGAAACUAGUACAAGGACCGGCUACUAGCAUACUUUGUUCUGCUACUAAAUGUGAUGUUCCUGUUAGUUUACCUUCAAUUGUUACUUCAGCAUCAUGUGGAGGUAAACGUCCAAGCUCAUCAGAUUAUAAUUUUUCAUCAUUGAAUUUCUAUCAAUCUGGGACUCAAUCUGUAAGUAAUAAUAAUGGGUUACGUUACAGUUCAACCGUUCACACUACAUCUGUUGCAAAUGAAUCCGGUCAGUAUUCUUUUCCAACAGCAAAAGUACCUCGGAUUGAAAUUCCACAUAGUCAACAUUAUGGAUCGUCUUCAACGCAAUCUCAGGGAUCCUGUUCUAAUAAUAAUAAUAAUGGUUAUAAUAAUUCUAGACGGUGUACAAAUAGUCCAUCUGGUUCAAAUCCUUAUACAUAUCAUUCCAAUAUAACUCGACAGAUGCCAUCUGAUGGAUAUCAUAGCAACAGACUGACGUCGUCAACAUUCCAUUCAGGUCAAUCUUCCGAUCAUUUUUAUCCCAAUGAACAUACAACAAAUACAAGUAGUCGAUAUACAUAUUAUAAUCCUAAUGAAUCCGGCAAUAAUAAUAAUAAUAAUAGAACAUACUGCUAUUAUCCAUCCUCAAGACAUGUUAGUUAUCCUACAUCCGAUUCUGGAACAAUUUAUCCAUAUAAUAGACAACCAUUAUCUCAUAUUCGUAGUCCUUAUGAAACUCACCACAGAAAUAUAAUAAAUAGCUCUUUGCCAAGAGAUACACUUCAUCAUAAUUCACAAAUGAGGCCUUCUGAUAUAACUAAUUCAACAUAUUGUGGUAACUCAGUUGACUCACGUAGAGGAUUUCAUUGA
Messenger RNA from Schistosoma spindalis, 3714 nucleotides. NCBI's taxonomy places the organism in Eukaryota, Metazoa, Platyhelminthes, Trematoda, Strigeidida, Schistosomatidae. The record is from the annotation of a GenBank genome assembly.